Messenger RNA from Amoebophrya sp. A120, 5068 nucleotides. NCBI's taxonomy places the organism in Eukaryota, Dinophyceae, Syndiniales, Amoebophryaceae. The record is from the annotation of a GenBank genome assembly.
ACCGCCAAGAUGCUGAACACCUCCAGUACUCCUGCGACUGGAGAUAGUGAUAACAUUGAAACUCCUGCAGCUACUUCGAAGGAAAAGCUGAGGACUGUAAGUGAAGAUUCCGCCAUGGAAACGCUGGCCCCGUUUUUGAACAUUUUAGAGAUGGUAAACGAGUUUUUUCACCACUCUCCUCCAGCAGAUGAGGAAAGCGGUCCUACUCCCCAUAGUGAUCGCUGGUCGCAGCAAGCAGCUGCAGCUCGGGCAGCAUACUACGACAGGCGAGGCGUAAAGAGCAGACGACCAGGUCGAGUAACGAUCACCAACCUCGAUCUGUACGAGGAAACCCCCUACCCCCAUGACGAACAAAGGAUGUGCAAGAGUCGCCCGGAUCGCUACUUAAGCGCAGAGAAGUGCCAGGCCAUGUUCGACGAGGUUGGUUACCGCUUCCACUACCAGCAGAACUCCUGGAAGCGAUGCUGGGACUUUAGCGCAGACCACAUCAAGAAAAAGUUUGCGGAGCAGAGGAAGAGAACAGAAGCUCUUGUUGAUGCCAGCACGACGCCCUUUGAACACAGGAGCGACCACUCGGUAGCUAGUGGAGAUCCAUCAACCGCCGCAACAAGACAUGGACAGGAAAAAAAGAUAGACGGAAAUGCAGGCACGAAUGGCACCUCGUCUGAUGAUCGCAUGUAUGACGCCGGAAACAGCACCAGUAGACCUCCUUCCCAUCUUCGAAGCUUCGACAAGUUUUUUCACAAUUUUUAUCAAUUUGUGAUGAAGGUGCGGCCCGAUACUUUUUUCUUUCCGCGCACUCGAGUUCUGCGCGAGGAGAAGCUGGAACCAAGAGUGUCGCUCAGCACCACCCCGAUUGAGGCAAAAAGAUGGCUGCAUCUCGACAAAAUUCACGACAGGGGGAUCCGGGGCGGCUUCGAGAAGCAAAAGAAAGACGAGGUGGAGAAAACAAGCACAGCGUCGGCCAGCGGACGACACAGCUCGACACCACAGCUCGGAGAGGGGGAUAGAACCGACGGCAAUUCUGGCGAUCCUCGGCGUGCCGCGGUUCUACCGCCAGAUGAUUUUGUCGGAGCUCACCAUGGAUACGCUGCGCUUUCGCAUUCGCAAACGGAGAUAGACUAUUUGAACGAGCCAGAUGCGUGGCUGUUGCAGGCCGUUCUGGACGAGGUGAGUAAGCGAGCGGACACGACUGGCACCCAAGGUCGUGAACAAGGGCCCACAGAAGCGGGAUCCAUAAUACCAGCCCCCGUGUCGCAAGGCCACGAUUCAUCCUCGUUGUCCACCGACGCAGCUGGAGAAGGGGAUGAAGCAGGAGUUCUUCUGCAAGCGCCGCCAAGUAAGGGCAACAGCGGUGGUCUUCUCGGCGCGUUCAGCUCCUGGUGGUCUACUACCUCCAGCACGACGGCGCGCGAAGGUCAUGAUGAAUCCGCUUCGUCAACAUCAGCAAACAUGCUCUCGGCGCCGUCCUCCGCAUCAAAUAAAGCAGAACAAGAGGUAGAGGUCCACGCCCAUCAAGUUGUGAUGCAAGAAACAGAAAAGAAAGAUAAAGACACAAGGACCGGUGUAUUAGAAGCCAGCAGUAAAAAAGCCGCAGCUGCAGCACGUCGAGAGAGCGAUCCUAUGGUGGGGACGAAUCAGCAUCAUGGGAGCAGCUCCUCCGCCGCUGCUGCUUCCGAGUUUUUUGUCGCAAAGUUUCGCGAAGACGUAGAUCGAGACCGUUUUUUGUUUUUCCGCGACUUGUGGAACGACGAGCGUUACAAGGAUUCGGACUUUUUGCCUCUACUCGAAGACACACUGCUGAAACAUGGCGGAGACGCCGUUUUGCUGUUCAAAUGGGGCACGAACGUGGCCCAGUUCAUUUUGCGGGGCAUGGUGAGCAAGUUCGCGAAGUGGUGGGAAACCACGCUGGGGUCGCAGCACGUGACCAGUUAUUUGUCGCACCACUGUCGCCUCGGCUUUGUGAUGCGUUCGGCUGCAGCUCCGGAUCGGCAGGACAGCGACAGCGCUGGUGGCGAGGCUGGGACGACAGACUCGCACCAGAAGAACCUCGCCAAGCUGGCCGAUGUAGCGUUUGGCUCGGAUGUCAUGGCCACCGACUACACUCCCGCGCCGGUGAAUAUGACGACGCAGCAACUUGCCUCGCCCGGCCACCUGCAGCAACACUUGCUGGACUGCCAUCACAGCCACCAGGGGGCCAUCUUGCCUCCCUGGUUCCGGCAAUCCAUUUACGAGCCGGACGUGUUCUACCCCGAAGGACGCACGAUUACCAACUCGACCUUUAUGUUCGACCUGUUUCAGUUUCGCACCAUGUUGCGACGCGUCGGCCUGCCGCAGCGCUGGCCCGCCUUCGAGGAGGAGCGGCUGCAGCUGACCGACGAACGCAAACUGCAGCAAACCGUCGCGGAGUUGAAGCGCGUGUUUCGGGCUGCCGGGCUGGGGGUUUUGCUCCCGGACGGGAAGCUCGAUACCGACCCGCUGCGCGUGUGGGACCGCGGACUGAUAACGGGCACGUGGCACAAGGAGUUUCGCAAGUGGCUGCCCCUGCACGCCGCCACACUGGAGCGGCUGGAGGAGCAGCUCCAGGCCCAAGGCCCGCCGAACCCGCCCGAGUUUCUGACCUACAAAUUGGGCGUCCACCUGCGGGACAUUAUCACAGAGGACACGGCGCUCGCUACCAUGUACCAGACGGAGUCCAAGUUCGUUUACAGCAGCCGCCACUACGUGCACGUGCACUCCGUCGCGCAGUGCGACUUCUACUGUCACGCCUACUAUUCCUGCAUGGGGUUCGUGGUGGUGGUCACCAAAAACGCUCGACUUUCCAAGCCCGAGCAGGUUUGGGACCCGCGGAGGUACUACGCGAGCCUGAAGGGGAAGGAGGCGCGGGACCUAAACUACACGACGAGGCUGUAUGACCGGAUGCGCCAGAUUGGAAAGAUCCACAACCCCGAGCAGCUACACGGCCAGCAGUUUGACCAGAAGUGGGUGGACAUCGCGGACGACAGCGCGAUGGCCCAGGAAAUUCUGGACCGAGACGAGGAGCUGGUCCGGAAACUUCUUCUGUACCCGCAGACGGCGACCGGCCUCCGCUGCUUUCUGAAGGCGGACACGUAUUCUACAGAAAAGUGCAUCUGCUUCUUUAGUAGCAGAAAAGAAGAUGAUUGCUCUUGCUGUUUUUUAUUUUUUGGCGUCACAAGAAAAAGCUGCUCUGUAGCGCUGAUCCGCUGCAAGAGAGGCAACUAUCUACCAUGCGAAAUGGAGGACGUGAAAAUUAUGCGGACCACUAGCAUGACAAAGUGAAAGUUCUCCCAGAAAAUUUGUCAUGCUGGACAGCCAGCAGCAAGUGCAAGACCAAGAGCAACGGGCUUUUUUCGGCAUAAAGGACUGCAUGGCAAAUGUUUCUUUUUCUUGCAUCGGCAACAUGUGCGCGACCUUUUCUGUAGGAUAAGACGCCAAAAGCGCUCGGCGCUUCGCGCAUGUGGGAUGUGCGGUUCGAUCUGCAGUCGAAAGAGUUCGCCCCCAAGAUCGUCGACUCGUGGCCACAGGAGGACCAAAGGCCAUGGACGCCCGAGCUCGGACGGAAACUGGGACCAAAGAUGUUCAAGAGAACAACAGGAGCGGCGGCCAGAGUGUCGACUAAUGGAAAGAAGCGCUAUCCAUUGCAACGAAGAAGCGUAGGACACCCAUACCAGACAAAUGCCGUACCGUUUUCUGUGCUGUAUCGCGGUCUUGUCCUACCAGACCACAUACACAAAUACCAGAAUAAAACUUGCAUUACUAAGUUGCUUGGUCUACAAACUUUGCAACGCGGAGACCACAAGGGGGGCAGUUUCCUUUCAUGCAGAAUGCAGUGUCCCACCUGGUUUAAGGAUUAGAGAGGUUGCGAACAAAUUUGCCAUGCUGAACAGCAAAGAAGACCAUGUCUGUGAUCAACGAAAAUCUACUUACGCAACACACGUUUAUACGGGUAUGUUUUUCUCGUAUGGCUAUCGGUGUGCUCCUAUUUCUUCAGGAUGAGCUGCAGAAGAAAGAAGCGCGGGAGGAGGACGGUGAGAUAGGUCGGUGGCAAGACCUGCAGAAAGAGGUAGAAGAAAAUUAUAAUGCGCGAAGAGCGGGAGCGGCGUCUGAUUCUGAAGCAUUAGAAAGGGAUCAUGCAGCAAUAAGCACGCCCGUGUUGACCACCCGCAGGCGCUACUACUUCUCCGGACUCAAAUUGGUCAACGUCGAGCCGUUCAAUUACGUGUACCUGCCGAUCUCCCAGGUUCAUACUACUUUCAUCACCAGCAAGGUGCACGCUUUCCUGCCGGGGAAACGCCUCGUCCUUUUCGAUCCAUGCUACCGUGCGCGGGCGCAGACUCCCUUCACUCCGAGUUACAUUGGGAACGUCACCGUUCCCGUUUACGAUAAGCGGGGAAAGGUAGUCAGCCAGGUGGUGCUGCAGGAGUGCUUCACCGUUUCUGCUCUGAGGCAGCGAGGCUCGCUGUGAGGAGAACAAUAGUUAGUCGCGAAUAAGUAACUCGUGUUUGAUGUAUAUCAAGGUCGCCAUGCAUCGGAAAUUGGCUGCGAGGGGCCUCGUUUAAGUAAGUUUAAGGUCGAUCGAACUCCUCCUAACUCAGUUUAAGGUCGAUCGAACCACAAGGAGGUCUGGGUGGGAUACGCAGAACUGUACCGACUGUAGGACAGUACCAAUGCCCAAGGCUCUUCGCGUCGAUGUCUCUUGGACCGAGCUGACGCCUCGUCCGUUAGUAUCAGUUCUAAGGACGAGCGCGCGCUGCCUCUUGCUCAACAACACGUGAAAUUUACCAUUGUGGCGUAGAAUGAUGUUUUCCUUCAUACACUGUGAUAAAUUCCCAUUAGUUUAUUUUUCACUGCUGUAGUUGCUCUCGUCGAUUGUUCUUCUUCUUCGAUACUUGUUGCCACGUAGGACCGAUUAAUCUCUUUCUUCUGUCCUCCCUUUGUUCUUUGGACAAAUGCAUCUAAGUCAGGAAAUGACGAUGUGAAUGUACCUUCCAGAUCAAGAACUAGGUUUCCGGCUCGCGUUACACGAUGGAUAGAGAGAUGGCCUGAU